AGACGACAAAGACGCUGCAGAGUGGUUUGGGGGCUCGUUGGCUUCGUCCAGAGCGAUGGGAAACAGGAAGAAGGAAAUUGCCCUGCAGGCCUUGGGGAAGCUCAAGUAUUUUCCAUGCUGACAUAUCCUACAACCAGGAGUAAGACAGUUCAUCUAGCCCCAGGUCAACAUCAACACCCAGGAACUUUGGGAGGAGAUGCUCGGCUUGAAAGGACUGACUGUUGUGGAUGUCUACCAGGGCUGGUGUGGACCCUGCAAACCUGUGGUUAGUCUCUUCCAGAAGAUGAGGAUGGAGGUUGGCUUGGACCUUCUCCACUUUGCUUUGGCAGAGGCAGACCGCCUUGAUGUCCUGGAAAAGUACCGAGGGAAGUGCGAGCCAACCUUUCUGUUUUAUGCAAGAGGAGAACUGGUGGCUGUGGUGAAGGGAGCCAACCCCACCCUGCUUCGGAAGACCAUCUUACAGCAGCUGGAGGUCGAAAAGAAGGUCCUGGCUGAAGGCCGGGAAUGGAAGGUGAUUACUGAUGAGGAUCUUUUGGGUGCAGUCAAGUGGCCUCUCUGCAGAAAGGAUGGUGGCGAAGAUGGGGACAUAGCAUCAUCAGGAAAAACCUGUACAUUGGGCAUCAUUAAGCCAGAUGCAGUGGCUCAUGGGAAGGCUGAUGAAAUCAUCAUGAAGAUCCAGGAAGCAGGAUUUGACAUACUAUUAAAGGAAGAGAGAACCCUGACAGAGGCAGAAAUGCGAGUGUUCUAUCAACACAGAGCCAGAGAGGAGGCAUUUGAGAAGCUUGUGUACCACAUGUGCAGUGGACCCAGCCACCUCCUGAUCCUCACCAAGACCGAGGGUACCGAGGAUGUAGCCACCACUUGGCGAACCUUCCUGGGACCUUGUGACCCUAAUGUGGCCAGGAGGGAACAUCCCGAAAGUCUCCGGGCCCAGUAUGGCACAGAAAUGCCUUUUAACGCUGUGCAUGGAAGCCGGGACAGGGAGGAUGCCAACAGAGAGCUGGCUCUGCUCUUCCCCAGUUUCAAGUUUUCAGAUAAAGACAUGGAAGCCCCACAGGGCGCAGAGGCUCAAACUAUGGUGGGCCCCAUGGAGGCCCUUUGCGUCUCUGAGCGUGUCUGAGGACUGGAACGCUGUGUUGUCUUCUGCCAGAAUCAAGGUCACAAGGCCACCAGAGGGGCCAUCGGUAUGCUCCUGUCUGCACAGAAGGACCUGCAGAGGACGACUGGAGAGCGUCAAUAG
This is a messenger RNA of Mastomys coucha (southern multimammate mouse), 1240 nucleotides long. RefSeq names its product NME/NM23 family member 9 (gene Nme9). Lineage: Eukaryota; Metazoa; Chordata; Mammalia; Rodentia; Muridae. Bases 197 to 1120 code for a protein of 307 amino acids. The record is from RefSeq and is a predicted model, not a curated record. Gene Ontology annotation, molecular function: nucleoside diphosphate kinase activity. Gene Ontology annotation, biological process: UTP biosynthetic process; CTP biosynthetic process; GTP biosynthetic process. The transcript is spliced from 13 exons.